GCCUUCUGUAGGUCUAGUAAAACCAUUCCAGUGAAGAGACCUUUAGACGUCUGGGACUUUAUGUGAUCAACCAGCAAUGGCACACAUAUGCCAAUUCGGAGCUCUCUGAUUUUAUAGAUUUCCGACCAUAACCUAACAACAGCGCCGCCGUGCGUGGAAUAGCAGAACAAUGUCAUACAAUCUUGUAUGAACAUUAGGAUAUCUCUGACUUUAUCUAUCACAUUUUGUUUGCAAUAAAUUUCCCCACUUGAACCUUUACGAAUAGUGACAGCACAGACAACAGGUACGGUGUUCUCUCCUGAUUUUCUCGGAAGGCUAAACUCUAUUCAAACUUAUGUGGAGUGGACAACCGAUCGUUCCUUUGUAAGAUUCAUCAGCAACGGAAAAGGGCAGGCUAAAUAUUGAUGGUAAGAGAGGACACUGCAGUUGUCCAAAGUCUGGACAAAACACUAUCCCAUAAGUCUAAGUAAAAAUAUACGGACCUGCAAAGAGCGGACGAUGAAAAAACGAAAGCCCCCACAGCCCCAGCCCAAGGAGCAGGACUAUGAGGGCAGCGGGGGUGAGAGACGCAGGGAUGGCAACCCAGAUGUGUUCCUGUCUAAGACGUUGGCGUUUCUCCUUCGACAUCGAGCAGAAAAGGAGGGGUUAACGUUGAUGGCAGAAGGAUUCUUGUAUGUAGAUGACAUUUUGAAACUCUCUUCCCUCCAAGAUUUUCGAUAUGCAGAUAUCAAGAGAGUUGUGAAAGACAAUGACAAACAGAGAUUUACUCUGAAGAAAAAUCCUGACACGAAGAAAAUGAUGAUACGGGCCAAUAAGGGUCACACCUUGGAGUUUACCGGUAACCCGGGGGUGCCUGACGUUCCACCGAAUUGUGCCGUGAUGGCGCACCCAUAUUACCAGCAAAUGCAGCCAAUGCCGCCGCAAAUGGCUGUUCCUCUCAACGAUAUACAGAGUGCAAGUCUGGUGCAAGCGGCCAUAAAACUGUUGUGUCACAUUGGCGGGCCCCUCUACCUCCGUGAUCUGGCUGUGGAGAUCUACAAUGUCACGAGGGAUUUACCGCGAGUCAGCGAACAACAGCUCCACAUGCUUUUUCUGAAUUUCCCAAAUAACUUCUGUAUCAUAAGGAAAGAGGGAACAAACUUAGAUGUGAUCCAGGCUGUAUCCAAAGUGGGUUUGUGUAGCGAACAUUGCACGAGGAAAACCGCCUGUAUGGGAUUUCCUGUUUGUGACAAGUUACAUAUAUGCAAAUUUUAUCUGUUGGCAAACUCAUGUAGGUUUUCUAAAAUCCAGGAAGGAACUUGUAUGUUUGGUCACGAUUUGACUACCCAACACAACAGAGCAGUCUUGCAGCAACACUGGCUUGCACACCUGACGGUUCAAGAGCUGAGGUAUCUAUUUCAGUCCACAGAGAGUCGCACCGAGUCGACUCUGCCCCACAUAUGUAAGUUUUACAAUGUAGGGGCUGCAGGAUGCAGAAAUAUAACACAAGGUGUACCUUGCCCGUAUCUCCACAUAUGUCGCCACUACGUGAUGAGCCAGUGUAAAUUUGGUCAGGGAUGCAAGAGGAAUCACGACAUAAACCACACACAAGUUAGAGAAAUCCUAGCUAAACAUGGCAUGAACUUGAAGCGAGCACCUAAAGAGAUUUUAGCUGAGCUACGAGAGUCUGUGUUGAGUUCCAAAGAUCUACAGGACAACAUAAGCCAGAGUAGCCAGAGUUCUUCAACCAUAGCUCAGACACAAAGACAAAUGUCCCAGAUGAGCUUGCAGAGCCAGGAUGACAGCUCUGACGAGGAAAUAGACGGUCCCCCACAGGCACACCCAAACAAGGAGAUCUGUAUCUUCCAUCUUCGUGGCAGAUGUGGAUUCGGUCGCGGCUGCCACAAAUCCCACAAAAACCUACCCUACCAGUGGCAAUACCGCGAGUCGGGGAAGAAGUGGAUGGACCUACCCCCUAAUUCAAACGUAGACCUGGAAAUCAACUAUAGUGACGUGGAGAAGAAUGAGUGUUACGUAAAAAUAACAACAGACAUGCCGCCAAAAGUGGUUCAGCUGAACUUUGACACGUUGGUGGCAGUGGACAAAGAUGGUAUGUCCUAUCAGAUAAGGAGGCUGUCUACUGCCUCGUCCGGGGCUGAGAAGUUCACAUCACUGGCUACACAGUGGAAGUGGUUCUGGCUUGACGAGGGCCAGGCUUGGAGAGAAUAUGGAGAACAGAACGUUACCGGAUACAAGGCUAUAAUAAGUAGUGAAGACAUGGAACAGCGAUACCUAGAGAACUCUACCGGACAGCUUCGCUUUGCCACACUUGGCCACGAGUAUCUCAUGGAUUUUGAAAAGAUGGUACAACAGAAUCUCUUUUACCAAACUGAAAGAAUUGUCCGGCGUCGACCUGUUUUUGUAGCUCCAAAAGAUGUGGCUGAGCGGAAGAAGAGGAAUCCCCAGGGUAAAGGUCAUCAAGGAGCUACCAGUUCUGCAGUGAUAAUGACUGGGCCUCUAACUCAGCCACUGAUGUCUUAUGUGCCCAUGGAGUGGGCCUUUGACCGUACCCAGAAUACAGACCUGUCCAAUCGCGUCAGUUCCCACUUCAGUAGGGUACCGAUUCUUGGCGUGUCCUUACCAUCAGUACGAGAUGAAUGUCGGAAGAUAGAGGACCUAUUCCACAUGACGAUGCCGCAGAACUCGCAGAUACUCGGGAUUGACCGGAUAGAGAACGGGGAACUCUGGAUGAACUUUGUUUGUAAGAAGGAAAAGAUGAAGCGUAAGAAGAAGGAGCCUAAUGAGAAACAACUAUUUCAUGGUACCAACGGCCAGUACGUUGAUGCCAUCUGUCAGCAAGGCUUUGACUUCCGGUUCUCCGGGAAGACAUCGGGCACCAAGUACGGCCGUGGAAGUUACUUUGCCAAGUCUGCAGCCUACGCUGAUCACUACAGUAAUGAAGGGGAGAUGUUUCUGGCUCGUGUCCUUGUUGGUCAGUAUACCAAGGGUCAAUCCUCCUUUGUCCGGCCACCACCAAUCAACCCAAAGGAUCCCUUUGAGCUGUAUGACUCCUGCGUGGACAGCGAAUCAAAUCCAGGAAUAUUUGUCAUGUUCACCUUUGACCAGGUUUAUCCAGAGUAUGUUAUAAAGUACAAGAAGGGUGGAAUACAAUGAAAAAUAUGGGAACAUGUUGUAGCUUAAUGUAAAUAGGCCUUUCGUUUUUCUUGUACAGUGUAUAACAUCAUAAACAGAAUGAUAAUUGUAUUUUUGAAGAAAAUUUUCUAAAUUUGGAGAGCUAGAUGUUUCUUUAAAGGAUCCCUGUCCCACUGCAAGCAAAACACUAAAGAAUUCCACUGUAGUUUUUCCAUAUAUACAUGUACAGUAAUCUCCCCUUUAUCGCAUUUUGGGUUUACCGGGUAAUAGUAAUUAAGCUAGUCCAGAGCCAGAAUUACCAUUGAUCAGGGCCACUUUUGUUUGUCGCGAUCCAAACAGUUGGACCAGAGUUGUUCGUUUAUGAAAUAAGGUCGGACCUAGUAAUCUGAUGCUGCUUUCAGGUGAGCCUUGACAUAAACAUUAGCAGGUCUGCCAGGAUUUAUAGCCGAAAAUGUUACAUUUAAAAACAGACAUAAACGAACCAGCCCUUGGUAGAUCAGUUGGUUGAGUCUACAGAAGCCUGAUCAGAAUUUUGUCAAGGGUUCCAAUCCCGGUCUGGCCCUAUCAACUUUUACCUCUAGAAUAAUAUUGUGGAUUUUAUUCUUAAUUUAUUUCAUUUAAAUUUUCUAUGAUUUAGUCCUGCAACAUGUGGAUUCCUCAUCAGGAAUGAUUGUUAAAGGUAUGGUCAUAGCAAUGAAAAAGAUUUUAUUUCAUAUUUAUAGAUUUUGGCAGUGGUACAGGGAUCCUUAUUGUUUGAAAUAUAAGUAUGGCAGGAUUACCUCCGUUGUCAUGACACGCUGAAUGGAUCUAUCUUUGACAAGAGUUUGAAAUCUUGGUCAUACAGGGUCUUGAAAAUGAAAUCAAAGUCAUCAUGUUGAAUUUUGGUUGGUUGGCAACACCGUCUGUAUCAGCUAGAUGUUGAGAGAACUUGCUAUUGAGUUUGGCUGUUUUUUAACAAGACAUUUAGUAAAAAUGCCUCUAAAUCUAAUAAUGAAUGUAAAGUUUAGAUAUUUAUUUCAAAAUAUAUAAAGCUUUACACAUUUUCCUGUGAUGUAAAGACAUAAGUAACUCUGGUUUGGUUUGAUGUUUAUAUUUUUGUCUUUUGUUGAUUGAUUUUUUUUUAGAUAUUUUACACUAUGUUUGUUUUUGUAAAUACAUUAGAGUUAUAUAUAAGGUAUGCUUAACAUACAUUACAGUAUCCAAUUAUAUAUCACUUAAACCCUUUCCCCUGCCUCAAUGCAGUAUACAGGAAUCAGCUUGUCUGUCUGUCUGUCCAUUUCUACUAACUAUAUAACAUCCAGUCCUUAUGAGCUAAAAGGUAUGGCCUGACACAUUGAAAUUUAAUAGAUUCAUUCAGUUAGUUUCCUUGUGGAAAACAAAGUUUAGCUCCAUACUGCAUAGUAAUAUUUAAUGGAAUGUCUGUCUAUCUGUGAAUAGAAAUUAAGGUUUGUCUCAACAUUUUUCUCUAAACUACCAGACUAAUUUCAACAUCUAUAUCUAAUGUAGUUGUGCACUUUGCAUAUAUGCCCUAAUUAACCUGUGACCUGUUUAUCCAUGUCUGUCAUUGAGCACCAUCCCGCAUAGCUGCGGAAAUUAGCUCUAGGUCCAAUAAAUUUGUUUUUUUAUUUGAAAUUGUAAAUGUAAAAUUUCAAAAUAUAAUGUAUAAAGUCAAAAUAACAUAUAGUAAUCAGAGCUAGAGCUACAGUUUCUGCAGCUAUAUCUGGCAUCUGUUAACACUUUACAGUUUUGUUUUCUUCUCAAAUACCACUAGACCAGAUGAUUCUAUAGCCAUAGGCAAAUCAAAAGUGUCAAUGAUCUGGAUUUUAAUGCCCAGAAGCUGCAUAGGAGUAGUCACACUGUCUAAAUUAAGUAAAAAUUAAUUUUCUUCAGGCUUGGAUUUGCUACAUGCAAAAUCAAACACUCUUCCAUAAUGAAGAUGUCGAAAUAUUUUAUAUCAAAAUAGUGAAUUUUACUAUCCACGCCUAGGGGUUACUCAUCCUCCACUGGGCCUAGGGAAAGAGGUAAAGUUGACUAUAGUUUAUAUAGAGAUAUAACAGUUUUUGGUAAUGUCUCAGUAAAAAAUAUUGAUAACUGUUGAUACUUUGUAAAAGUGAGGGUACGUCUAAUGGUUGAUUUUCAAGUUUUCGAUAUUCAAGAUGCCUGCCUUUGCUUAUACAUUUAUUCCUGUAAAAUGAAUUCUUUUAGCUGGAAUUAAAUAUUAUAUUUUUCAAUGGUUCAUUUUGAACUGCAGGGAUAGUUCAAGGGAAAGGGACAUUUGUAAAUGUUCCUGAUACAGUUAGAAUUUGUUUUGUCUAGACAACUGCUCAAAAUAUUUUAACAGACUUUCCUGGAAUGUUGCACUCAUUUGUCAUCAAUCGGUAUACCAGGAAGUUGUAUUGAGUACGCUUUAUAUUCCAUCUCUACCAUGUUCAUGGGGAGUUAAGAGAAGGGAGGUGUUGGCUUACAGUACUGUUACAAAAAUGUACAGUGUAAAAUAGAGUUUAUCAGUAAUACUAUAGGCGGGGGGGGGGGGGGGGGGGG
Mizuhopecten yessoensis (Yesso scallop) is the source of this 5673-nucleotide messenger RNA. Its product is annotated as poly [ADP-ribose] polymerase 12-like. The record is from RefSeq and is a predicted model, not a curated record. The transcript has 14 exons. Lineage: Eukaryota; Metazoa; Mollusca; Bivalvia; Pectinida; Pectinidae. Gene Ontology annotation, molecular function: NAD+ poly-ADP-ribosyltransferase activity; metal ion binding. The coding region runs from base 499 to 3153 and encodes 884 amino acids.